AUGUUCAAAUACCAGCUACCUCAAUUAACAAGAUUAAUAUCUCAGCGAUCAGUAGUAUCAAGAAGAUCAAUAUCUCCAAUCUAUAAAUUUCAACCACUCCUAAAAUUUCAAAGAAAUUAUGUUAUAGUCCAUAAAGAUUUAUCAAAACAAAAAAAAGAACCAAGAAUAAGAUACAUUUUGUACGUUAUUGCUUUCUCAUGGGUCUUGAUAUGGUUUGUUGGAGGACAAGUUGACAAGAAAAGACCAACACAGUAUUUAACAGAACGUGAAUUUGAAGAAUAUGAAAAAUCAACAGGUAUAAAAAGAAGAAAUAAAUUAAUUGGAUCAGAUUUAAACAAUAAGUAUAGAUUUUAUGUAAUACCUUUUAUAUCAUCUGAUGAAGAACUCACCAAGAUUGAAAAAUCAAUGAGUAAACAUGAUCCCGAAAGAAAAAUCAAAAUAAUUGAUCCAGUUGUAUUAAUUCAAGAUGAAAAACAAGAUGAUGGAAAAAGAUAUUCUGCUUUACUUAAUGAAUUAGAUCAAAAACAUAAACCAUACCCACCAGGUUUAAUAACAGCAAUUUUAAAAGAAUAUAUCAACUUUUACAUGAACACAAGAGAAGGUACAUUUGAUACAAAUUUUAUUAUUAAAAAUUACCCUCAAACUACAAAUGAAGCAAUAAAAUUUGAAAAUGAUAUUUGUGAUAUUUCAAAAUGUCUUAUAAUGCAUUUUGAUAUGUUAAAUAAUUUACCUCCAGAUAAUGAUAAGUUAAAAAGAAAUUUGACUAAUGUUGAUGGAUAUUUUGAUUCGGUGGGUAAAUCAAAGACUUUAGUUUCUAAAUUUGAUGAAAUGGAUGCUAAAUUUGAAGAAAUUAUGUUGGAAGAUUUAUAG
This is a messenger RNA of Lodderomyces jiufengensis, 870 nucleotides long. RefSeq lists its product as uncharacterized. Lineage: Eukaryota; Fungi; Ascomycota; Pichiomycetes; Serinales; Debaryomycetaceae. Bases 1 to 870 code for a protein of 289 amino acids. The record is from RefSeq and is a predicted model, not a curated record. The transcript has a single exon.